Molecule: messenger RNA, 4641 nt
Organism: Amoebophrya sp. A120
Lineage: Eukaryota; Dinophyceae; Syndiniales; Amoebophryaceae
Source: the annotation of a GenBank genome assembly
AUGAAGAACAAGCACAGCGACAGCUAAAUAAACUUGCAAAAGAAGUAUUGGAGAGAGCACAGCUGUUCUGUUGUAUACAGGUUGUUGGUGGCAUAUCUUCGUGUGGUUGUAGUCAACACGACAGCGCAUCAACAUCAGCCGUCCUAGUAGAAUAGCGCCACCAUCAUAAAGUAGCCUUCGGUGCUCUUGCAAUACACAAACACAACUACGCUCCAUGCGGUUCUUCCGGGCACGAGUGAGCCGUCAAUGUCGUGGACAACUUGCGGGCUGCUAAGUUUUUUGUCAGGUGUCGUGAUCCUUGUUGCCAUUCUCGAGAACCACGAACCACGGCCGCCUGUUAAAAACGCGGACAAGACCCUUUUCACCGACCUCAUCGAGUUCUUGGAGGAUAUUUAUUACACUGAAGAGGGGUCCUGGUGGUGGUACUAUUUCGCAGUUGAAGAAGAUCUUCCGGACCAACGUGGUCUCUUGCCGACUGCAGCAGGUCGUGUGGUGGAAGCAGCAGCUCCUUCGGAGCAGGUGGAACAUCAACGAGAAGGCAGGUUUAUUCUGUGCAAAAGUAUCGUACUCGUCGUAUUGCAAUCAUGCAUUCCAGAUCUUUUUCUCAAGGUGCAUCAGCAUUACAAAUUUUAUUUCUCAUGCUGAGGAAAUUUGUAAUGCAUUUAUACGAGUACGAUAAGCUUUUGCAAUUCAUAAGGUUUUUCCCGAAGAGACUCUGUAUCUACGACGUGUUGGACGAUUAUAGCGGCUUCAGUUAUCCUGUGCAAAAGUAUCGCAUUCGCAUUGCAGCCAUGCAUUACAAAUCUUUUUGUCAAGGUAAAUCAGCAUUACAGAUUUCAUUUCUCAUACUGAGGAAAUUUGUAAUGCAUUUAUACGAGUACGAUACUACUUUUGCACUGCAUAUCAGUACGUGGGCGCUCAGGACACCGAGUAGCAGUAGCAGUAGCGAGCAGGAGGAAUUUUCUUUUGACAGUUCCCCCGAAGGUGAGGUCAAUUUGGAAGAAAACUCGGGUCGUUCGAUCGCGCGAGUAGACGCAUCAACAACAGCGGACAACUACAACCACCUUCAGGACGACCAGAACGACCACCCGGAAGUAGACCUACAUCAUCAUCGCGAGGACGAGCAACAAACCUCCUUCCUCACCUUCCUCUGUUCGUUUUUUUGGUUUCCCUGGUGCUCGCUCCCCCGGUGGGUGAAAGUGCACUGCCCGAUUAUUACAAUGAAAAACGCCCCCACGACCCCCGAACUUGGGAGCAUUUGUAUUGCAAACCUUUCCAAAUGAAACAUUCGCCCUCUUGCAUCUAUCAGCAUCACAGGUUUCCGAUCGUGAAUGAUAGCAAACAUUUGUAUUACAAAAGACCCCAACAAGAGAGGCGCUUGUCGUGCAAGCGAUGCGAUAUACGCCUAGAAUCUGCAUCGGAAAGAUAGACUCGUACUCCUUUCAUGCAUGACAAAAAGUUUUCAUUUGGAAACUUCGCAUCACAAAUUUUUGCAAUUUUGGGGGUGGGGGCAUUUUUCACUGCAAUACCGAUCCCGAAAGAUUUGGGGAUUUUACUGCAGACCACGUCGGUUUUUCAACAUCAAGAAGUAUGCAAUGCAUCGUACAACUAGUAUAAAUUGCAUUACAAAUUGGCUUAGCAUUACAAAGUAAAUUUGUAAUGCGGAUUUGGAUUUGCCGUAAGAAAAAGAUUUGUAAUGCAUAAACGCAAUUAGUACGAGUACGAUACUUUUGCACAGGAUAACAAGAAGGAAGCGACGACUUCAGCAUUGUCCCGGGCAGCCUGCUGAAAGUAAGUUCCCUUCCAACUACAGGGACAACGAGGACGAGCAGCCAGUACAAAAAAAACUCGGAACAUCAUCUGGCAUACCAGAGCAGGACCAGUGCCCCAUCAUCUUCCCCAACAGCGAAGAGAGCAAGCACGCACAGCACCGCGUCUACUGCUCCAACAACAGCAGACUCCGAGUUCCAGAAAAACUACCUCGAAUACGGUUCCUACUCAAGCUACUGGUUUCGUUUUUCGGUGAUUUGCAAGUACCAGGAGACGCUGUUUCUCUUCUUCUGCGCUUAUUUGACGUACUUGGUUCCGUUUCUGGCUUUAGUGGAGUUGCGGUACGGGUUUUUGUUCGCAUUGCCACUCUAUGCUUUGCAAAAGCAUCGUACUGUAUAAAAAAAUUGCAUCACAAAUUUGUUUAGCAUGAGAAAUGGAACAUGUAAUGCGGAUUUGCCUCAAGAAAGAUUUGUAAUGCCUGACUGCAAUUACUACGAGUACGAUGCUUUUGCAGUUCAUACACUCGAGGAGGACGAGGAAGAGCAGGACGACGACGACGAGAGAGCAGCAGGUGGAGUCGUUCAGCAGCGCCGGUUUGGUGGAGGGUUUUUCGGGUUUGGCGUGGGGAAUCAGCAAGAAGACGAGUCGGAGUCAGAAAGCGGCAGCGACUGGGAGACAGAAUCAGAAUCAGAAAACAAAACCGAUUCGUCAGGAAAUCGUGGCUCUGAUUGUGAUAUGCAUUGCAAAAGUAUAAUCGUACUCGUAUAAAUGCAUUACAAAUCUCCUCGGCAUGAGAAAUAAAAUCUGUAAUGCGAAUUUACGAUAGGAAAAAGAUUUGUAAUGCAAGACUUGCAUUUAUACGAGUGCGAUACUUAGUUUGCACAGGAUAUGCGACAGCGAAGCCGGAUCUUCGGAAGAAGAGGGAACGGAUUGCAGCUCAGAGGACGAGGGUGAAACUACCGUAUGAAAUGCAAAAAUGUCUGGGUCUGGAAGAGUCAUGCUGUUUUUGCAUGACACAGAAGGUCUGGCAUGGAAGCUCUAGCAUCACAGGUCUCGAGAAGCUUCCGCGAUGCCGAAUCCGCAUGACAAGUCUCCCACUCUGGUGACAGAAAGUGGGCAGCUUUUGCUACCUAUGCAUGAGAGAUCUUUCUGUGUUCUGAAAUGCGCAUCGCAAGUUUAUAUUCUUGCAGACCCAGACACUUUUGCAAUCCAUAUACCGAAAGCGAGUGCGAAACGGAUUCCGAAACAGAGUCCGACUGUUCUUCGGAAGUAUGAGAGUGCACAACCCCUCCUCCCUUUCAUUUGUAUUGCAUGAACUUGAACAGCAGUACAAACACAAACAAACAUGGAGCCUGUGCAUGACAGGUUCACGUGCCUAGUGUAGUACUGUUUUCGGUUCCGCAAUUUGUCAUGCAAACAGUCCCACAGAGCAGCGAUUGGAUUGGGGAUUUGGCAUGGCAAAUGAGGGGGUAGAGGGGGGGUUGUGCACUCUCAUAGAAAGCAGAAGCAGUCUACGAUUGGGUGUACGUAAAAACGGAGCCGAAAAUUAUAUUAAAGACCGCCAGUUCAUCUUCAUCCAUCACAACCUCCUCCGCCGAAGAAGUAGACCUGAACCAAAACAACGUUGGUUUCUACGGGAAAAAACCGAUUACCUACGACAGCGUGAAACAGUGCGUCCCGUGGAAGAAGGUGUGGCUGAGAAACGGAAUUCCUCUUGGUGGAACCACGACGAGGAGUACGAAAGUAGAAGAAGUGGUAGUUGUAGUCGUUCCCCCACUGUACAAGCGGGUUUACAAAUUUCUCAUCAAAUUCAAAACCGUCCCAUCAGCGGUGAGGAACUUUUGCUACCAAGCCGUCCAGGAUUUCAAAUCCCUCCUCCACGCCAGCUACCUCAAUUUCAUCGAUUUUUUCCACCAAGCGAAAUUAGUCCUGACGAUCUACUUCCCUUUCGGGCUAGCGGGGAUUUUGGCGCAUUCGGCGGCAACGUACACGACUUUUUUUAUCGUCGCGUACUUGGUGAAACUAGUUUCCUCUACAAACCCUGGCGGAACCUCUGCGGCGACUACUUCCUCGGUAGAAGGACCACUUGUUCCGGGUAGUGGUGCUGGUGCACCAAUCGGGGUCCCCAGCACAAGUCGUGGAGGUCCAGGUCCUGCUGCGUCGGCAACAUCAGUGUACCCCAGCACGAGGAGCACUGCGACUUCUUCAGCGAGAACCAGUAUCAGCCUUGCAGCAGCACGAACAGCGGUAAGAACAAGAAGUCAGAAUACUAUAUGAACUGCAAAAGUAUCGUACUCGUAUAAAUGCAUUACAAAUUUCCUCAGCAUGAGGAAUGAAAUUUGUAAUGCCGAUUUACCUCAAGAAAAAUGUUUGUAAUGCAAGACUUGCAUUUGUACGAGUACGAUACUUUUGCACAGGAUAUACUAUUUCGUCGAACGAUUUCGUGAUUCAGACGAGACAGCUGCAGCCGCAUAUCAAAGUGAAAAAUCCCCCCACCCCAUAUUCAAACUAGAAAUUUGUGAUGCAGAUUUGCGGUCACAAAUCAGCAUUGUCAUGCUAGAAGGGAAAAGAUGCGGACUGUAGUGCUGGUUGGCGUGGGAAAGCCUUGCAUCUUCAGCAUAACAGGGGCCAGCUGGAAGUGGGAAACAGCAUGACAAAUUGCCUGCAACGAAGGCCACAGCUGCGUCUCUUGGCCUUCUAGCAUUACAAGUCGAUUUGCGUACUCAAAUACAGCAUCACAGAUUUCGUUUUCGAUAUGGGGAGGGGGGAUUUUUCCUUUUGAUGCCGCAUUUCCAGAAACAACGCGAGGAAGCGGACUUUCUGUACGCCACCGGGCAGCUGCACUUCAUGAUUGAGAGCUUGAGCUUUUGA